Linum tenue is the source of this 363-nucleotide messenger RNA. NCBI's taxonomy places the organism in Eukaryota, Viridiplantae, Streptophyta, Magnoliopsida, Malpighiales, Linaceae. The record is from the annotation of a GenBank genome assembly.
AUGGCAAAAGCCCUGCAGAUGAAACCAGAGGAAAUGAAGGACAUAUUCUCGGGGAACGUAAGGCAGACAAUGCGGACGAACUACUACCCUCCGUGCCCGGAGCCUGACAAAGUCAUCGGCUUCACACCUCACUCCGACGGCACUGGCCUCACCAUCCUCUUGCAGGUGAAUGAGGUUGAAGGCUUGCAGAUCAAGAAAGACGGGCAAUGGGUGGCAGUCAAGGUCCUUCCCAAUGAUUUUGUGGUCAACGUCGGUGGACAUUCUCGAGAUGAUAACCAAUGGAGUGUACCGGAGCAUCGAGCAUCGGGCGACGGUGAACUCGGAGAAGGAGAGGCUGUCGAUUGCUUGCUUCCAUUCUCCUAG